Messenger RNA from Lagopus leucura (white-tailed ptarmigan), 5158 nucleotides. It is a transcript of the gene BAZ2A, whose product is annotated as bromodomain adjacent to zinc finger domain 2A. Lineage: Eukaryota; Metazoa; Chordata; Aves; Galliformes; Phasianidae. The record is from RefSeq and is a predicted model, not a curated record. Gene Ontology annotation, cellular component: rDNA heterochromatin. Gene Ontology annotation, molecular function: DNA binding; protein binding.
CGGCUCCGCUCUGCGGCCCGGUCCGCUCGGAAGGACCGCGCCAUGCGGAGCCGCAUCCCGCCCCACACCGCGUGAGCCGGGCCCGCGGCGCCGCUGCCAGCCAUGGACACUGAUAACCAUUUUGGCUAUGCGGGUCUUCCCCCCGCACCCACUGCCUCAGGACUGAAACCCACCGCGCCUUCCUCAGGGGACAGCCCGUACAGCAACGGGGCCGCGCUCAGCUUCCCCCCCCAGGGGAAAAGUCUGAACGGGGGCAUGAAUGUCAACGGCUUCUCUACUGUAUCUCACACCACUACUUCAGGGACCUUCACCUCCAGCACGCAUUCCUCGGGGCCCCCCCACCUCCACCCCUACGACUGCCUCUGGGACUACACACAGUUCCAGCCCCCCGGUGGCCUCAAGGACGGCAGCCUCGCUCAGUUCCCCCUCAACGGCGUCUCUGGGGGCUCCAGGCCCUCCUCCCCCGGGCACAGCGCGAACCUUCGGGGCGGGGGGACGGAGCUGUGGGGCAACGGCACGUCUGGACCCAUGGGGCUGAACUUUGACUCUCAGGAGCUGUACGAUUCCUUCCCGGAGCAGAGCUUCGAGCUGAUGCCCAACGGCCCCACCGGCUUCUACGCAGCCCCGCAGCCGUCCCCGAUGCUGGGCUCUGGAGAGCCGCCCUUCCCGUUGCCCGAGGAGGAGUUGGGGGGUGAUGCGGACGAUGCUGAGGCCUCCAAGGAGCUGCCGCCCCCCAUUGCUGAGAACGGGGCCGGGCUGGUGGGCAGCAUGGAGCUGGAGGACACGCAGCCAGACCUGAAGCUCUGUGCUUACGACGGCGCAGCGCCCGCCGCGGUGCCGCUGGGCCGGGACAGCCCAGGCCUGACCUCCAGCACCGCCAGCCUGGGGCCCGCAUCGCCUAUGGGCGCGCCGCUGGAGGACGCGCAGCUGCUGAGCGCGGACCCCCUGGAGCCCUUCGAGGCCUUGGCCGGAGACCCCGACACCGGUGACCUCUAUGCGAUGGAUGAGGCGCAGCUGGUGGGCGACAAAUCCCCCCUGGAGGAGCCCCCCGACGACGCGCCCGGCCCCCCUCUGCCUGCCGCCAGCCCCCCACUGCAUGCUGCCAGCCCUUUCAGCCUGCUGGCAGCCCACCGCCCGGCCCCCCCGCUGCUGCCCAGCCCUGACUCGCCGCCCCCCCUGCACGACAGCAGCCCAGAGCUGAGCAGCGCACGUGCAGGGCCGGAGCAGUCGGGGUCUCUGGAGCUCAGCGCUGCACUGGAGCCCGAAUCCCCGUGUCCUUCUGCUGAGGAAGAGGAGGAGGAAGAGGAGGACGAGGAGGAGGAGGUGGCUGACAGCUGCACGGAGGCUUCAGCUGCUCCAGAAGGAGAGAGCAAGGAGGCGGCUGCCCCACUGAGUGCAUCGGUGGGAGGCGAUGUCCCACGCAGGCGCAUCGCCACCCCCGAGGAGGUGCGCUUCCCUCUGCAGCACGGGUGGAGGAGAGAGGUGCGCAUCAAAAGGGGAAACCACCGCUGGCAGGGAGAGACGUGGUACUAUGGGCCGUGCGGGAAGAGGAUGAAGCAGUUCCCGGAGGUGAUCAAGUACCUGAACAGGAACGUGGUGCAGGAUGUCCGCCGUGAGCACUUCAGCUUCAGCCCCCGAAUGCCAGUGGGGGAUUUCUAUGAGGAGCGAGACACACCGGGGGGUCUGCAGUGGGUGAAGCUGAGCCCCGAGGAGAUCCCGUCCCGUAUCCAAGCCAUCACUGGGAAGCGCGGCCGACCCCGCAAUGCCGAGAAGGCGAAGCCCAAGGAGCUGCCUGCCAUGAAGCGCGGCCGCGGGCGGCCCCCCAAGGCCCGGAUGGUGGAUCUGCUGAGCAAGACGGACGCACGGCUGCUGAAGAGGCUGGAGGCCCAAGAGGUGCUCAGUGACGAGGACAAGCUGAAAAUGAGCAAAAUCAAGAAGAAAAUGAGGCGGAAGGCCAAAAACAAGCAGAAGCAGGAAGCAAAAGCUCCCAAAGCGAAGGAAGCCAAGAAGAAGACCAAGGCCAAGGAGAAAAAAGGCAAAGCGGAGAAGGGCAAGGAGAAGGGGCGGCCCAAGGAGAAGAAGGGCAAAGGGGCGCGCAGGGUGGACAAGGGGCUGCUGGCCCAGCGGCGCCUGGAGGAGCGGCGGCGGCAGCAGCUCAUCCUGGAGGAGAUGAAGAAGCCGACGGAGGAUAUGUGCCUGGCGGACCACCAGCCGCUGCCGACCUUCUCGCGCAUCCCAGGCCUGGUGCUUCCCAGCCGCGCCUUCUCCCACUGCCUGACGGUGGUGGAGUUCCUGCAGAGCUAUGGCAAGGUGCUGGGCUUCGACCCCAGCAGGGACGUCCCCAGCCUGAGCACGCUGCAGGAGGGGCUGCUGGGGGUGGGCAGCAGCGCCGGUGCGGUGCAGGACCUGCUGGUGCAGCUGCUGCAGGCUGCGCUCUAUGACCCCGGGCUGCCCCCCUACUGCCAGUCCCUGAAGAUCCUGGGUGAGAAGGUGUCAGAGAUCAGCCUGAACCGUGACACCGUCUCGGAGGUGCUGCGCUGCUUCCUGACAGCACACGGUGCUGAAGCCGAGCUGUGCGCAGGGCUGCGCACCAAACCCUUCCAGGCGCUGCUGCCGGAGCGCAAAGCUGCCAUCCUGGCCUUCCUGGUCAAUGAGCUCAACAGCAGCGCCCGCAUCAUCAGUGAGAUCGAUAAGACACUGGAGAGCAUGUCGGCCUACAGGAAGAACAAGUGGAUCAUUGAGGGACGGCUGCGCCGGUUGAAGGUGGCCCUGGCCAAGAAAACGGGCCGCCCCGAGUCAGAGCUGAUGGCACUGGAGGACGGGCGACGCCGGCGCAGCUCACGCCUGUGUGAGGAGCCAGGGCUGGAGCUGGAGGAAGAGGAGGAGGGUCGGGGCCGCCGCUCCCGCCGGGACGAGGAGGCCGACACGUCCACCUCCAGCAUCCCUGAGCUCGAGCGGCAGAUCGAGAAGCUGGCUAAGCGGCAGAUGUUCUUCCGCAAGAAGCUGCUCCACUCCUCGCAGACGCUGCGGGCUGCUUCGCUGGGCCAGGACCGGUACCGGCGGCGGUACUGGGUGCUGCCCCACCUGGGGGGGAUCUUCGUGGAGGGGGCGGAAGCGCCCGAGGAGCGCCCGGAGGAGCCCCCGGAGCAGAAGGCUCCGUGCCCGGUGCCCGCGGUGAAGGAGGAGCCACCGGAGCCCGAGGUGCCGGUGCCGGUUCCCCAGCGGGUAACCAUGAACUGUGUGGCCGCACGCGCCCGAGGGCGGCCACGGAAGAGCAAAGAGGAGCCGCCCCCCCCGCCCGUCCCCCCGCCCGUCCCCCCACCCAUGCCCCCCAAAUCGCCGCCCAUCAACGGGGCCCUGGAGGAGCCGCUGGCCCUGGGGCAGAGCCAACACGACCUCAGCCAGUCCGCCUUCCUGUCGUGGCUCAGCCAGACGCAGCCCUCGCUGCUCGCCGAUGCUGUGCUCACCCCAGACAGCAGCCCUGGAGCGGGGGAUGUGGAGCUGCCGCCCCUCGAGGCCUCAUCUGACCCCACAGAGGAGAGCAGCACAGAGACUGCGGAUAUGCAGGGGCCGUGGUUCAGCCCCCUGCCCCGCGAUGGCAGAGUCCCCCGCACGCCCUCCUCGGCUGAGCCCCCACCACCCCACAGGGAGCAGCCCAAGGCCUCAGCCAGGCAGCUGAAUGGGCUCCCAGCAGAUGACUCCACCUCCCCUCUGCUCGCCUCCACCCCAGUCCCUGCUGGUGCCAGGGCCCCCCCUGCCUGCCCCCGCAGCCGGAGCGGCCCGGAGAAGCUGCAGGACACCCCGGGGCAACCCAAGCGCCGGGGGCGGCCCCCCACCAAAUUCUUCAAGCAGAUGGAGCAGAAGUACCUGACGCAGCUGACGGAGCAGCCGGUUCCCCCCGAGAUGCGGAGUGGGUGGUGGUGGCUGCAGGACCCCGAGCAGCUGGAGGCGGUGGCGCGAGCGCUGCACCCGCGCGGCAUCCGGGAGAAAGCGCUGCACAAACACCUGACCAAGCACAGGGAGUACCUGCGGGAGGUCUGCCUGCGUGCUGCCACGGACCCCAUCUUCCAUCCCCGCCCCGAGGCGGCCGCCGUCACCGCCGCGUCUCAGGAAGCGUUGGCCCAGUGGUCGGUGAUGGAGAGGACGUACGAGGCCGACCUGUCGGUGCUGCAGUGGGUGGAGGAGCUGGAGCAGCGUGUGCUGAUGGCCGACCUGCAGAUCCGGGGGUGGACGUGCCCCAGCCCCGACUCCACGCGCGCUGACCUGCGGUACUGCGAGCACAAAGUGGAGCCUCUGGAGGACAUCACGGUGCGCAGCCGGCGGGACGGGCUGCCCCCGCGCCGCGAGGACACCAACCCUCUGGACCUGGCGGUGCUGCGCCUGGCGGCGCUGGAGCAGAACGUGGAGCGGCGCUACCUGAAGGAGCCGCUGUGGGCGCCGCACGAGGUGGUGCUGGAGAAGGCGGUGCUGAGCGGCCCCGAGGAGCUGAGCCCUACGGAGAUUGCCUACGAAAUCACCCCCCGCGUGCGGACGUGGCGGCAGACGUUGGAGCGGUGCCGCAGCGCAGCUCAGGUGUCGCUGUGCAUCCACCAGCUGGAGCGCUCCAUCGCGUGGGAGAAGUCCGUCAACAAAGUGACGUGCCUGGUGUGCCGGCGCGGGGACGACGACGAGAACCUGCUGCUGUGCGAUGGCUGCGACCGCGGCUGCCACCUCUACUGCCACCGCCCGCGCAUGGCGGCCGUGCCCGAGGGCGACUGGUUCUGCUCGGUCUGCGUCUCGCGGGCACAGCAGUACCCGGAGCCCCUCACCCCGCGGCGGGGGAAGAAGCGGAAGCGAGGCCGCGUGCCCGGGGGGGGCGCAGUGGAGGACGGCAGCCCGCGCCGCAGGGCGUCGUCGCGGCGUCCCGAGGGGGCGUCCCCGGCCAAACGGCGUGCAGCCCCCCCGCGGGGCCCCCCCGGCGAUCUGACCUUCUGCGAGAUCAUCCUGAUGGAGAUGGAGGCGCACGAGGACGCCUGGCCCUUCCUGGAGCCCGUCAACCCCCGCCUGGUGCCCGGCUACCGCCGCAUCAUCAAACACCCCAUGGACUUUGGCACCAUGCGAGUGCGGCUGCUGCGGGGCGGGUGAGUGCAGCGCUCCUCCUGUGACCCCCCGCGACUUC